AUGCCAGAAUUGUCAGAUGUCGGAAAUCAACAGGAGGACAUACAUGUGCCCUUCAUUAAUCAACAUCUCAUCAACCGUUUACCUUGGCCACCACGAUCGGCUGACCUACCUUCAAUUGAACGUGUCUGGGACAUGAUAGGUAAUCAAGUGCAAGUAUCAAAAACUAAAGUGUGGCAAACGCUGCGUGAAGAGGGGCUGUAUCCGUUUCACGUCCAACGUGUACAAGCCCUUCAACCUGACGAUUUUCUAGCAAGAGUGCGGUUUUCUGACUGGUUGUUGCAUCAACAUGACAAUAAUCCGGACCGGGUAGAAAAUCCGCACGCUGUCCGUCGGGCACAUUUUCAACAAACAUUUUCGGUGAAUGUUUGGGCUGGCAUGGUGAACGGUAUGCUCAUUGGACCAUUUAUUCUCCCAAAUCGAAUGGACGGGAUGCAAUACCUAGACUUUUUACGCAACAUUUUGCCUUCCUUGUUAGAAGAUGUGCCAUUAAGUGUAAGACAAUCAAUGUGGUUUCUGCAGUACGGAGAUCAGGGGGAUCAGGAAUGGAACAGUAUUGUCUUUAGUGACGAGGUUAGAAGGCGACGUGGUGAAAGGGGGAAUCCACAGUUUUUUGUUGAAAGACAUGUUCAACACACUGUUGGAGUUAUGGUUUGGGGUGCUAUAGCUUAUAGUUCCAGGUCACCUUUAAUCUUCAUCAGACGUAACAUGAACGCGCAGCGUUAUAUCCACGAAGUUCUAGAACCCCAUCUUUUACCCUAUCUUGACACCCUGGCAGAUCCUACUUUCCAACAAGAUAAUGCCCGACCACAUGUUGCAAGAGUCACAAUAGACUUCUUUCAACAUAAUGAUGUCACAUUGUUACCAUGGCCACCAAGAUCUCCCGACUUAUCCCCAAUUGAGCACGUGUGGGAUAUGAUGGGUAGGAGAUUGCUCAAUUUGCAACGUCCUCCUCAGACUCUAGAAGCACUUCGAGAGGAGUUGGUGGUUGCCUGGAAUGAGAUACCACAGGAGGACCAUCAGAGUGCUUCCACACAUUAUUAA
Messenger RNA from Acanthoscelides obtectus, 1041 nucleotides. The record is from the annotation of a GenBank genome assembly. NCBI's taxonomy places the organism in Eukaryota, Metazoa, Arthropoda, Insecta, Coleoptera, Chrysomelidae.